AUGAAUAAAUUCGAUUACUGGGCAAGCUUUUUAGCAAAAUGUGAUAAUGAAGAUAAGGAGCUAAUCCUCAUAGGAGAUCUAAAUUGUGAUGUCAGUAAAACUAUACCUGACCCUCACACAUGUAAGUUGCAAUUUUUAUGUUCUCUGUAUCAGAUAGACCAACUUAUUAAAGAAUCUACAAGGCUAACUCCUAAAUCAGCUACACUAAUUGAUUUAAUAUUAACAACUAGACCAGAAAAUAUUUCCAGAUCAGGUGUCAUUCACCUGGGAAUUUCAGAUCACAGCCUUGUCUACGCUGUGAGAAAAUUUACACUACCGAAUGGAAGGCAAAAAAUUCGUCAGGUUCGUAACUUUAAAACCUUUGUCGAAAAUGAUUUCAUUCGGGAUGUGUCUCAAUUGCCUUGGGAGAUGGUCUAUCAGUUUGGAGAUCCCAAUUUAUGUUGGCAAGUCUGGAAAUCACUAUUAUUAGAUGCACUUAAUAGACAUGCCCCUCUGCGCCACAAGCGAAUAAGGAAUAACCCUGUCCCAUGGAUUAAUCCUCAAAUUAAAGAACUUAUGAGAAAAAGUGACUAUCACAAAAAAAAGGCCAUAAAAUAUGAUUCGGAGUCACAGUGGGAAUUGUAUAAAACACUACGUAAUGAAGUAAAUAUAAACAUGCGGAAAGCAAAAUCUAAGUACUUUUGUGAUAAAAUCCAGGCAAGCUCUCAAAUGGGAGACAGUAAAAGUGGAUGGGCUUGGAUAAAUUCGCUCUUAGGAAGAAAGCAUAAGAAUGCAAAUAUUAAUGAAAUGAAAGUAAAUGAUGAUAUUAUUUCUGAUGAUAAAUCUAUUACUGAAACAUUAAAUGAAUAUUUUAUAAAUAUUGGAAUGAAGAUGGCUGCUGAAUCAGCAUGUCAAAGCACUGAUGCUUUAAAUGAUCAAGCAAUUUAUGAAAGUACUGUGCUUCUUCCUAAAGAAAAUUUUCACUUCGCAGAUAUUACUAUAGAUAGUGUUUCCAAACGCCUACAAAAACUAAAUGUCCCAAAAGCGACAGGUAUGGAUGGAAUACCUGCGAAAAUUAUAGACCAAUUUCAAUUCUUCCCAUAAUAAGUAAAAUAUUUGAAGGGGAAGUUUUUACCCAAAUAUAUAGCUUUUUGAAUAAACAUGCGCUUCUGUCUAAAUUUCAAUCCGGGUUUAGACCAAAACAUGGAACCUUAGGUGCUCUUAUACAAAUGUGUGAUCAAUGGCUACAAGACAUGGAUGAAGGCAAAAUAAAUGGAGUUGUUUUUCCUGAUAUAUGUAAAGCAUUUGACUCGGUGAAUCACGAGAUAUUAUUGGAGAAGCUUAAAACCCAGUUUGGAAUUCACGACAUUGAAUUAAAAUGGUUCCAAUCAUACUUAAGGAAUAGAAAGCAAGUGUGUUCUGUUAAUGAUCAAACUUCUUCUGCAAGAACAAUAAUAUGCGGAAUUCCGCAAGGAUCCAUACUUGGUCCAUUAUUGUUUUUGCUAUAUAUUAAUGAUAUGCCUGAUAUUCUAGAAAGGAUAACCCCAUGUCUUUAUGCCGACGACACUCAGAUAUCUUCCUCUUCGCAUGAUUACGAUACAUUGAUUGACAAUUUGAAUAUGGACCUUUCCAGUAUUCAUAAAUGGCUUGCUAAAAACAAACUAAAAUAUCAUAGGAAAAAACAAAAGUCAUGUUUAUUGGAUCUACGCAUAAUCUAA
Paramuricea clavata is the source of this 1697-nucleotide messenger RNA. NCBI's taxonomy places the organism in Eukaryota, Metazoa, Cnidaria, Anthozoa, Malacalcyonacea, Plexauridae. The record is from the annotation of a GenBank genome assembly.